AUGUCCCAUUUGACCACCGAGAAACCAACUGUACUAAUCAUCCACGGGUGUUGUCACACACCAGAACAUUUCAGCGACUUCCGUGAUUUAUUACACAACCAAGGUUACCCCACCGCCUGCCCCUACCUCCCUAACACAAAGUGGCAGGCACCCGAGCCGGCUGCGAUGCUCCAAGACGACGCUAACGCUGUCAAGGAUGCACUUAUUAGACUCGUCGAAGAAGGAAGGAAGAAAGUCAUCGUCGUCGCGCAUUCGUAUGGCGGUAUAGUUGCUAGCGAGGCUGUGCUUGCCGAGUUCGGACGAAAGGCGCGAGAGGAAAAGGGAGACUCUGGAGGCAUUCUCCGCAUUGUCUUCAUAUGCGCGAUUCUCGUCCCAGUAGGGGUGAAGCCUUGGGAGUAUCACGAACCCUUGCCUGACGUCAAAAUGGAAGGAACUGACAGGUUCUCCAUGCAUAACCCCGGAGAGAUGCUCUACAACGACAUCAAUGAACAUGAACGGCAGAGUUUCAUAGACUUACUUGUUCCAUCGUCGAUCUUGGCCGCAGCUGGAGCUCCUGAAUACGAUGCGUACAAUCACCAUCCGGUGUCUUACCUGUUCUGCAAGAAAGAUAACACAUGUCCCUUCCAUAAGCAGGAAAAUCAAAGGAGAGACAUACUCGAUAAAUUGGAGGGCGACUUUAAAAGCUACAUGAUUGAUGACGGCGGACAUUCGCCCUACAUAUCUCAUCCACAAAUAGUCGUUGACUUGAUAAAUCAUGCCGCAAAUUCGUCGUAG
This is a messenger RNA of Coniophora puteana RWD-64-598 SS2, 774 nucleotides long. RefSeq names its product alpha beta-hydrolase. NCBI's taxonomy places the organism in Eukaryota, Fungi, Basidiomycota, Agaricomycetes, Boletales, Coniophoraceae. Bases 1 to 774 code for a protein of 257 amino acids. The record is from RefSeq and is a predicted model, not a curated record. The transcript has 2 exons.